AUGGAUGAAGCUGGACCUUCUGAUAAUGAAAAUAUUGUUCAGCAAAUCAAAGAGAUCUGUGCAAUCAAUGAUGAACUUGCUUUAAAUCUCCUCAGAAGGUCGAAUUGGAAUCUGGAUGUUGCAGUCCGGAACUUUUUCGAAGUAAGUUACAAUUCUUUCGAUUUUUUACAUUUUAGGGAGAUUUUGGAGAAGAAGAUGAGUCUACAGACAGUGAAGAAGAAGAAGAAGAGCUGCUGGAAAACGUACCCAGUCAACAAGUCCAGCCUUCGAAUCGACCACAAAGCUUUCUCGGAUGGAUUACCAGCUUGAUCUCAAUACCUGUCAGGCUUAUCUUAUGGUCCCUUAAGGAUUUGUUUGGAUUUUUUUGUAAGUUAAGCUUUAAUAUUUAUAAAAAUUUUAAACUAAUGGUUAACUUCUUUGACGUAAUGUUUUAUAUGGUUUUUAACGCUUUAGUCAAAAGGUUACUUUAUUCCUAACAUUGUUUUAGAUAACAUGUUUGGUGGCCCUCCGUUGUCUGUAGCAGAUCCCAGAAUUGAGAUUCAAAAUUUUGUCACAGAAUUCCAGCAGAAGUACGAUAACGAAGCAGUGUUACCUUGGUUAAAUAUGCCUUACAACAAUGUAAUAAUUAUUCUUUGUUGUAUAUACUACGGUUUUUAAACACGUUUUAUAUUACUUUUAAAUGGUAUUACCUUAUUAACAAGUUUGUUUUAGGCAGUUAACGAAGCACGGAGGCAGAUCAAGUAUCUGAUCGUAUAUCUUCACAGUCCGUCCAAUGCCAGUUGUGAUAUCUUUGCUCGUGAUUAUCUGUGUUCGCCCAGAUUCCAUGAAUUCAUGGCGAGAAACAGUUGUUUGAUUUGGGGCGCGUCUAUCAGGACGUCGGAAGGAUAUAAGGUGGCAUACUCUCUGCGCGACCACAACACUCCACUGAUAUCGUUGUUCUGCUCAUACGACUCGAGGACGGUUUGUGUAAGUGGGGGUAUAUAGUGCGUUGUUUAUACAUAUUUGACUUACUUAAUUCUGUUUAUUGGCAUUGUUUUCUUGGCGGGACAUAUUAAUCGUAAUCCAAAGUUGGAGUAUUGUCUGUGGAUUUUAUAUUUGUACUGAUUUUGUGUUUAAAUGUGGGAACUUACCAUCAUUUUCUCAAUCAUAAAUUUUCAGUUAGCCAAGUCAAGUGGACAAUUCUCAUUAGACGCGAUGUUGGAAUCUCUUCAAGCUUCUGCUAACCUCAACAGACAUCAUCUGACGGUUCAGGAACAGCAAAAGUAAGAACUUUUAUAGUAAAUUUAAAGAUUUUAUUGAUUUGUAAAAUAAAUUUAGUACAUUGUAAUUUGUUUUUAAAAUAUAUUUGUGUAUUUUCAGGCGUGAAAGAGAACUGAACAAUCAGUUGAGAAGAGAACAAGAAGAAGAAUAUCAGAGAUCUUUGGCGGCUGACCGUGCCAAAGUCCAGGAAAGGAAACGCCUGGAAUCAGAAAGAAUAGAAGCCGAACAGAGAGAAGAAGAAUUUCGUCUUCAAGAAGAAAGGAAACGGAACGACCUUCUGGAACGAAGACAGAGGAUCAAGGAAACGAUUCCAGAAGAGCCAGAAUCCGAAGACAAUGUGCUUAAGGUAGCCGUAAAGUUUCCAGAAGGCUCACAGAUCCAAAGAAAGUUCAAUCUGGAUGAUAGUUUGGAGGUAAUGCUUUUUGGCUUGUUUAUUACACAUUUCUCGCGUACUGUAGAUUCUUAGAAGGACCUUAUUCUUAUAAAUUUAUAAUUAAUGUUUUUAGGUCUUGUUCAACGCGGUGUCAAUUCACGAAACGUGUCCUCACGACUUUACUUUGCUCAGUAGUUACCCCAGGAAAACAUUGAAGUGUGCUCCUCAAUGGUACAGUCAGUUCACCGAGUGUUUCGAGGAAACCGACCACAUUCCCACCUUCAGAGAAUCGGGUCUCGAGGGUUCCGUACUAGUCUUGGUGCGCGAUAAUGAAGCUUAG
This is a messenger RNA of Bursaphelenchus okinawaensis, 1973 nucleotides long. NCBI's taxonomy places the organism in Eukaryota, Metazoa, Nematoda, Chromadorea, Rhabditida, Aphelenchoididae. The record is from the annotation of a GenBank genome assembly.